Antechinus flavipes (yellow-footed antechinus) is the source of this 2609-nucleotide messenger RNA. RefSeq names its product tRNA (uracil-5-)-methyltransferase homolog B-like. Gene Ontology annotation, biological process: RNA processing. Gene Ontology annotation, molecular function: tRNA (uracil(54)-C5)-methyltransferase activity, S-adenosyl methionine-dependent. NCBI's taxonomy places the organism in Eukaryota, Metazoa, Chordata, Mammalia, Dasyuromorphia, Dasyuridae. The record is from RefSeq and is a predicted model, not a curated record.
CCGCAAGCAGACAGGUUGGAACAAGUUUUCCCUCGCUUUACUUCAGCCCGUUCCCUUUGACCUUUUGCUUUGGAGCGGGGGAACCCAUGGCAACGAAGGACUCCAUGUGGCUAUAAGGGGAGAAAACUACAUUUCCCAUGAACCAAUAGGUAAGAAAUCCUAUUGCUAGAUUGGAGAAACGCAGAAUCUUGAUUUCCCAGAAGGCGCUGCUGUCAGAAUCUGGUCUCUGAUUGGUGAACAAAGUUGGAGAGAGGCUCUGAUUGGUGGGGAGGACGCCGGGAGGGGGCUUGUACUUCCAGGCGCGCUGUCACGCUGGAGUCUGUGGUACCUGGGCCGCCGGCUCCUGGGCCGUCCGCAGCUGACGGUACGUCGCGUCCGGGUCAUGAGGCACCUGGGCUCCUGGUUGCCUCGGGCUGCGCUGCUGUCGCGCAGCCGGCCGCCUCCCUGGAGCUCCCUACGGGCUUGGCUGGGCUCCGCGUGCCCGGAGGAGGCACCCGCGCCCGCGGCUGCGGCUGCGGCGGAGGAGUGGGCUCCGGAGCCGGUCUCGUGGCCCGAGCGGCUCGCUGACUUGGUGACGCCGCUGUGGCGGCUGGACUACGAGCAGCAGCUCCGUGUAAAGGAAGAGGCGCUGCGCGGCCUCCUGGAGAAACUCGAGGGUCGCCUGCGCGCGCUCGGGAGCCCAGACGCUGAGGCCGGCGCCCUGUGCUCGCGCCUGCAGCCCUUCCUGCCGUCCCCGGUCAUCGACGGCUACCGAAACAAGAGCAACUUCGCCAUCCGCCAGGGCCCGGACGGCCGACCCCGGACCGUGGGCUACGUGCUGGGCUCCCGGCGUGAGCUGCGGCCGGUGUGCGUGCAGGCCGGACACCUGAAGCACAUUCCCGAAGGGCACCAGCGCGUGGCCCGCUGUUACGAGGCCUUUCUCCAGCAGAGCCCACUGGACCCCUAUGUGGACGGGCAAGGCGGUGGGCACUGGCACGAGCUCACGGUCAGGAGCUCCCGCCGGGGCCACACAAUGGCCAUCUUCACCUGCCACCCGCAACAGCUGAGUCCCGACGAGCUCCGGGCCCACCAGGAGCAGCUCUGCGAGUUUUUCACCAGGGGCCCCGGGGCGGUCUGUGACUUGACCUCCCUUUACUUCCAGGAGCACCGCCCGUGCAACCUAGGGCAAGUCUGCUACCAGCUCCUGGCAGGAGAGCCUCAUAUUUUUGAAGACCUUCCGGGCCUAAAAAUCCGCAUCUCUCCAGGGGCCUUCUUCCAAAUUAACUCCGAUGCUGUAGAGGUGCUCUACCGAGUGGUGGGAGAACUGAGCGGCCUGGACCCUGACACGCUGCUCCUUGACCUUAGCCAAGGCACGGGGGCCACCAGCCUGUCCCUGGCCCAGCGCACAUCUCAGGUCCUGAACCGGCUGGUGGGGCAGGCGGUGGAGGACGCCCAAUGGACCGCAGCCUUCAAUGGAAUCAGCAACUGGGAAUUCCACGCUGACCAUGUGGACAACGUGGUGCCGCAGCUUAUCAAGUCCCAGGAGACGGGUCAAUCGCUGGUGGCUAUGGUGGACCCCUCUCGGACUGGAUUAAACAACCAGGUGGUACGCGCUCUCCGGAACUGCCGAGCCAUCCGGAGGCUGGUUUUUGUUUCCUGCUACCCCAGUGGGAAGGCCAAGAGAAACUUCCUAGAGUUGUGCUGUCCCCCAGACCCUGACAAGGAUCUCCUGGGCGAGCCUUUUGUGCUGAGACAAGCUGUGCCUGUGGACAUGUUCCCCCACACCCUACACUACGAGUUGGUGCUGCUCUUCACUAGGUGACCAUCUGCGCUGGCAUCCUACAAGCCCUCCAGGGAGGCCUGUGGAUUACAUUGUGCCCAGGGUGCCUGACCAGCUUCUACCCCAACCAAAGCCUAGGGGUUUCCUGACCUAAUUUCCAGGUUGUCCCAAAUUCCCUAGAUCAGCUCAUAUCAAAGAUCUUUGAUAUGUGAUGGCUGAAUGAGAUAAGGAUUUGAGAUGGGGAGAAAGACUGCAGUGGUGGAUUCUGGGAACCAGAGUGUAGUGGGAGCAAGAGUUCGGGGCUCCUGGCUCCCAGAUCGAGCUGAGGCAGGGAAGGAGCCAGCCUGGAAGCUGUAGAGUUGUGCAGAACCCUGGCUAAGCCGAGUUGCUGGAGCUGCCUUCACUGAAGCUUCCAUUCCCCUACUUCUUGGCUAUAGAACCAUAACCUGGCCUUACUAGGUGAUUUUCUUGUUCAAUUGUUUUCAAAUCUACCCCUUUUGGGGUUUUCCUGACAGAUACUGGAGUGCUUGCCAUGUCCUCCUGCUCAUUUCAUAGAUGAGGAACCGAGGCAAACAGGAUUAAGUGACUUAUCUAGGGUCACACAGAGAGUAAGAUGUGAACUCAGAAAGAAGAGUCUUCAUGACUAAAGACCCAGAGCACUUAACUACUGUAUUAGCUAGCUGUCCCUUCCUAAGCAAAGCCGAGUUCAAGCCAUGGAAUCAUUCAGUACCUAAACUUAUCUGAGAGAGGGAAAGGAAAUGAGGCAGUAUUCCCAAAGAGCACUGUAUGAGAUUGAAUUGUUACUUUUUUAUCCUUGCCCUAAAUAAAAAUUAUAUUAUUUCUUUCCAUA